CUGUCCACCUUUGUCCACAUUUGUCAUGGAAGGAAUCAGAUAUAUCUGGACCCCAAAGAUAGUGGAAGGAUAAUCGUCGCACCUCAUCUCCACAAAUCAAUGUGCAAAAUCACAUUUAUUUCACAUAUAAAAACUGAAAAAAAACCCACAAUAAAUAAGAGUGAUGUUUUAUGAAAAUAUGUUUGUUUUUACAUUUUCUGUUGAAAGUGUUAGAAUAAAAUUUCCUAUUUCAAUGCUUUAAUUUAUGAAGGAGUUUCAUCUGAAGGAUUAGUUGGGGGGUAAACAAACCCUCAGCUGAUGUCAGAGGAUUAUCGAUGAGAAGGUUUAUCACGCACUCGUGUUUGUGUUAGUCAUUUACUCCAGUCACCUGUGGAUGAAUCAGAGGACUGCACACCUUGAACACCUGUGAGGAAGGAUAUUUGUGGGAGCACUUUGAGGAUGAUGAACAUCGUGGAGGACGUCCCGUUUCAGACCCCCGUGGGUCCACUGGGGGCUGAAGUUACGCUCGUGGAUGCUCCAGAGAUCGCUCUUCCAGACUGUCACAAAAUUAUGCAAGAAACUCAGUAUGAAUUUAACUUGGAGAGAUGGAUUGUUUGUGGCCAAGCUCCAUCCUGCCCGCCGUUCUGGAUGAUGUUCAGCGACCCUAAAGGAAGCGGCCUUCUCAGUCACAGGAACAGCAGCCCCUGGGCCCCCAGGCCUCGGCCCCGCAGCCACAGCCUGAGCUCUGCCGACACCCACCGGCUGUACCAGCGAAACUUCAAAUUCUCCGAAUACGACUCCGAUUAUGAGGAUGGUUACUAUGACGACAACAAAGGAGCCUCAGCAGAGGCGGCACGUCUUCAGUUUGACCUCAGAGAGCGACCCCGAAGUGCUGCACCCAGAGACCCCCUCUCCAGGGUUAAAGACAUGCAUCUUCAGCGUUCAUCUCAGACCCUCACGGGUCACAGGGCGACCUCUUCCCUCCCGGACUGCAGACAGCCCCUGCGCGCUUUGGAGCAGCACCGGUCCAAGCAGGCUAGCCCCCUCUCUGAGAGGCUGAAGAACGGCAAGAGGAGGCAGUGCUCCGCGGGCAGGAAGCACUCCCAAAACACGCCGCCUGCUCAGGCUUUACCAAAGACGCAGCAGCGCCCCUCCUCUGCGGGGCCUGUAGUCACAAACCGCAGGAAAAAGGCCCUAACAGCUCACAGUGGUCGGGGAGUUUUCUUCGACUCUGCAGCAGAGCUGCUGAUGGCACUCAGCAAGGAAGAGAGGGAAUUACUGGAAACCAUCACCGAUAAGGGAUACCCUUUACGCACAGCCAUCCUGGCUCUCCAAAAGACCGGCUAUCGGACCCCAGAAAAGGUCCUUAAAUACCUGGUUGCCAGCGACCAUCUGUGUCAGCUGGGCUAUGACGAAGCACAAGUGGAGGAAGCUCUCGAGAUGUUCCAGAACUGUGAGAGCAAGGCGGCCGAGUUUCUACGACUGUUGACCCAGUUUAAUGAGAUGGGCUUCCAGCAGAGUGCGAUCAAAGAGGUGCUGCUCGUCCACGAAAACCACCGCGAGCGGGCUCUAGAGGAACUCAUGACGCGCAUGGCUUAAAAAGGACAUCCGUGCAUGGAAGAGGCCUUCUGACUUGGACCAGUUUAGCAUUAAAAAUAAAUAUUUACACACACACAGAACUAUUUAGGAUUCUACUUCCAUUUUAAAGUUUAUUUACAAUUUUAAAAAGAAAAAAGGACUCAAUAGGUGUUUGUGGGUGAGCGGUCAUUCCAGCUCAGAAAUCGUCCCGGUGCUUUAAAGAACUUCUGUAGUGCAAAAAUUGUGUGGCAUGGAUAUUAUUCUUUAGAGGAAAAAAGCCUUAGCCAUUAAUUUAAGCAGACAGAGAAAUAUAUACACAUUUGUAGAAAAAAAAAA
Messenger RNA from Oryzias melastigma (Indian medaka), 1893 nucleotides. RefSeq names its product ubiquitin-associated protein 1-like. Gene Ontology annotation, cellular component: ESCRT I complex. Gene Ontology annotation, molecular function: ubiquitin binding. Lineage: Eukaryota; Metazoa; Chordata; Actinopteri; Beloniformes; Adrianichthyidae. The transcript has 6 exons. The record is from RefSeq and is a predicted model, not a curated record. Gene Ontology annotation, biological process: ubiquitin-dependent protein catabolic process via the multivesicular body sorting pathway. Bases 439 to 1578 code for a protein of 379 amino acids.